Molecule: messenger RNA, 895 nt
Organism: Nothobranchius furzeri (turquoise killifish)
Lineage: Eukaryota; Metazoa; Chordata; Actinopteri; Cyprinodontiformes; Nothobranchiidae
Source: RefSeq, a predicted model, not a curated record
GGAAUACGCAUGCGUACACGCUUUCACCCUUUCCGAACGUUGCAUCAGGAACAUGGCGGACGUGACACCGGUGGAGGGGGAGAAACUAAGCAAAAAGUCUGUCAGCUGGCUGUGGUAGUUCAGCAUGCUGUGUCUGGUCAGAGCAGCCAGGCAGCAACUGUACCAAGCCUUUGUGCUCAGGGGACAGUGGUUAAAAUAUGCAUCGCCAUGUGCAACUGCAGUCCCAGCUCAGUUUCAAGGGAUCCGCUGGAGAGGUGACAAAAGUGAGCUGAAGAGGCAAAUGAAAGCGGAGAAAAAAGCCGCUGAGAAGGAAGCCAAAGCGAAGUUGCUGGUGGACCAAAAAAAGGAGACCAAUGAUCGUGGGUCAUCGCAGCAUGCUUCCAUAUUGGAUGAGGAGACACUUGACCCCAAUCAAUACUUCAAGAUCCGCUCCCAGGCCAUCCACGACUUGAAGGGCACAGCAGAAGACCCAUACCCACACAAGUAUCAUGUGGACUUGUCACUUACAGACUUCAUUGAGAAAUACAAUGAGUUACAGCCUGGAGACCAUCUUACGGAUGUUGUUCUCAAUGUGUCAGGUCGCGUUCAUGCCAAGAGGGCUUCUGGUGCCAAGCUGCUGUUCUACGACUUGAGAGGUGAAGGUGUCAAGCUACAAGUUAUGGCAAACUCAAGGAACUACAAAACCGAGAAAGACUUUGUGGCCAUCAACAACAAGCUGCGCCGAGGUGACAUCAUCGGUGUCCGUGGAAACCCAGGAAAGACAAAGAAAGGGGAGUUGAGCAUCAUUCCCAUUGAGAUGACCCUGCUCUCACCGUGUUUGGAAGUGUUGCUUUUCCCGGCCAUGAAGCCUGAUGACAAUAUGAAAUCCGCUCCUUCAGAGGACACUUCUGCCUAA